This is a messenger RNA of Chaetomium globosum CBS 148.51, 903 nucleotides long. RefSeq lists its product as uncharacterized. The transcript has 3 exons. Bases 1 to 903 code for a protein of 300 amino acids. Lineage: Eukaryota; Fungi; Ascomycota; Sordariomycetes; Sordariales; Chaetomiaceae. Gene Ontology annotation, cellular component: nucleus. Gene Ontology annotation, biological process: positive regulation of mating-type specific transcription, DNA-templated. Gene Ontology annotation, molecular function: DNA binding, bending. The record is from RefSeq and is a predicted model, not a curated record.
AUGGCGGGCGUCAACCAGAUCAUCGAAACCUUUGAAGGGCUUCCGCCUGGAGAUCGCGAGACGACAAUGAAAGCGCUCUCAACCAUGAUGCGGACUGAGAAUCAGCGUCAACCCGCUAAAAAGAAGGUCAACGGGUUCAUGGGUUACCGCGCAUACUACUCAUCGCUGUUCUCCCAGCUCGCACAAAAAGACAAGUCGCCUAUUAUGACGAUGCUCUGGAGAGAGGAUCCCUUCCACAAGGAGUGGGAUUUCAUGUGUGCUGUGUAUUCGGUGAUCAGAGAGUUUCUGUCAGACGAGAAUAUCACGCUGCAGAACUGGAUUCAGUUUGCCAUCAAGCACAUGGGCAUUGUUAUCCGCGAGAGCUACUUGGCGGCCCUAGGCUGGAAACUGAUACGGCUCGACGAUGGCACACACAAGGUUGAGCGCACCGAGGUUCGAGCUGUUCAGAGCUAUCUCCAGCCGAUGAAUGGCCUUGGCCUGUUCAUUAACUGCCUCAAUGGCGGCCUGCCCGUUGCCAACCCGCUCCCGAUCAUCGCAAAGCUCACCGACUUGACCAACGACGUCAUUUGUGUCAACACUCAGUCCGGGGCUGCCACGAGAUUGACAAACACCAUGGAGAGCUUCCGCCAACUUGCAAAGAAUAACCCGCAUCUAGCCAUGUCGGCGCUUUUUCAAGUCCCCACAGCUCAUCCGCUCAUCUCCCAAGGCGUCACCGUGCACCAACUCCCCGACCUUGCGGCAACCGAGCCCUUUUUUACCGCCCAGAGCGAGGAUCCGGAGCUGGAUGCGAUGCUAGACAGGAUCUUCCAGGGUGAAGGCAAUGGCAGUCCCGGCAACCAGGCCAAACCCGGAAACCAGUUCUACGCGAUGGGAAUGGAGAAUGGCGCAUCGGGUUUCAAUUGA